AUCGACAAAGAAGCUUGCCGGAGGGCCUACAACCUGGUGAGGGACGACAGCACGGGGGUGAACUGGGUGACAUUUAAGUACGAUGGCUCCACCAUCAUCCCGGGACAUAAUGGGGUUGAUUACGAAGAGUUUAUACGGCAGUGCACAGAUGACAUUCGGUUGUUUGGCUUCAUCCGAUUCACCACUGGAGAUACCAUGAGCAAGCGAGUCAAGUUUGCACUGAUCACAUGGAUAGGGGAGAAUGUCAGUGGCCUUCAGAGAGCUAAAACAGGGACUGAUAAGACGCUUGUGAAAGAAGUUGUACAGAAUUUUGCCAAAGAGUUUGUGAUUAGUGACCACAAGGAACUGGAUGAAGAUUACAUCAGGAGUGAGUUGAAGAAAGCUGGGGGUGCAAAUUAUGAUGCUCAGGCGGAGUAAACAAGAAAAGGGAUAUCCUGUACCUCCUGCAGCCACCUGUCUACAUCUGCAAGGAAAGGAAGGGGAAAGCACAAUUUAUCUUUGAAAGCAAAACUGGGAGAUGAGUUGAGGCAAGUGUGAGAACGAAGCUGCUUCAUUUUAGGCAUCUCCGAAGUCUGUUCCUGUCUCCUAAAGUGGACCUUGAUUUUUCAUUCCAUCCACCAAACCAGCUCCUUCUGAUGUGAUCUUUCCAUCUGACUUCUUCUUUUAACUGCUGUCUUUCUAAUUUAACACGUAUUACGUAGGUACUUGGCUCCAUGGAAAUUGGUCACAAGUCUGUUGGCUGUAGAGCCUGUUGAGUGGUUCUUGAGAACUUUAGAUCUUUGUUUGAUCCUUGGUCAAUCUGGAAAGCUCCAAGGAUGAAAAAUGCUUUUUGACCGAAUCCAUUUUGAUUGCUGACUCCCCUAACCAGCCAACCAAGGGCUCCCAACGUGCAGAAUGAGUUACGCAGCCCACGAAUUGCAUGCUUUCUCAAAAGUAAUCUCUCCUGUGUUGGAUGAAUUUGCAAUCUUCUCCACUGGACAGGAGGAUUUACUUCUAGGCUUAAAAAAGCACAGAAUCGCACUGUUUCCCCCAAAUAAGAAUAGCAAGGGGGCAGUGAGCGGAGACCCACACAAGGCGAAACGCAGAUCUCUGAAGUUACCACUGGGUUGUAAUUGUUAAUGGGAUAGAAGAGAGAAAAUUAAACACAGGGGGAAUUGUGAGGCGGGUGGCAUUUGAUUAACUGAAAUGAAAUCAUACUUAAAUUGGGCUCUUUGGCCAGUCAUCACCUAGCAGUGGAGUGUGGCCAUGGAUCUGCUGUUCAAAGCCAGAUGUGGGCCUUGGCUGAAACAGGUUAUGUGCUUGUGGGGCAUAAAACUGCCUUUAUAGCACCCUAGCCAGCAUAUUUACUCAGAUCUCACUUUCUUCUCAAAUAGGUACAUGCCAGACUGUGGUUUUAUGCCACUGCACUCAGCAGGUUUACUUAAAAGUAAUUUCUUCUAAGUCCAGUGGAACUUUGUCUCAAAUAAUUGUGCCAAGCGUUGUAAACUCCAGCUGCAAUCAUGCGCACAUUUUCCUAGAAGUAAGCUCCAUUGGACCCAGUGGGAUUUCUGGGCAAGCAUGCGUAGGUGGAAGGUCAGAGGGAAUUUGGGGUGAGUGGUGAGUGUCUUUGCAGCCCCUGAAAUCAAUUCAAGCUAAUGUCACUAAAGAUCAGAGAGGAGCUGAAAUACUUGGCAAUGGCUGCAUUAAACAGCCAUCAUGGGAAAACAAUAUUUUAUUUCAGUUUUUAAUGGAAUAAGAAGGAGUAUAAUUUGCCUUAAAGUAAUAGAUUGGUUCUGUAUCAUAUGAUCUUUCUUUCUUUCUUUCUUUCUUUCUUUCUUUCUUUCUUUCUUUCUUUCUUUCUUUC
This is a messenger RNA of Python bivittatus (Burmese python), 1843 nucleotides long. It is a transcript of the gene COTL1, whose product is annotated as coactosin like F-actin binding protein 1. Gene Ontology annotation, biological process: regulation of actin filament polymerization. NCBI's taxonomy places the organism in Eukaryota, Metazoa, Chordata, Lepidosauria, Squamata, Pythonidae. Gene Ontology annotation, molecular function: actin filament binding. Gene Ontology annotation, cellular component: site of polarized growth; cortical actin cytoskeleton; actin filament. The record is from RefSeq and is a predicted model, not a curated record.